This is a messenger RNA of Ascoidea rubescens DSM 1968, 624 nucleotides long. RefSeq names its product superoxide dismutase SOD2 (gene SOD2). Gene Ontology annotation, cellular component: mitochondrion. The coding region runs from base 1 to 624 and encodes 207 amino acids. The record is from RefSeq and is a predicted model, not a curated record. Gene Ontology annotation, molecular function: superoxide dismutase activity; metal ion binding. The transcript has a single exon. Gene Ontology annotation, biological process: superoxide metabolic process. Lineage: Eukaryota; Fungi; Ascomycota; Saccharomycetes; Ascoideales; Ascoideaceae.
AUGCCUUCUUUGGUCAGAACCAAAGUCACUCUUCCUGACUUGGAAUGGGACUUUGGUGAUUUAGAGCCUUAUAUCUCUGGCCAAAUCAACGAAAUCCACUACACAAAACACCAUCAAACUUACGUCAAUGGCUACAACCAAGCAAUUGAACAACACGCUGAAGCCAAAGCCAAAGGUGAUGUCAAGGCCACCAUCGAAUUACAACAAAACAUCAAAUUCCAUGGUGGUGGUUUCACAAACCAUUGUCUCUUUUGGAAAAACUUAUCUCCAUCAAGCAAAAAGGGUGGAAACUAUCAUGAUCUCGAUCAAAACUCUGAUUUUUACAAACAAGUUGUCACCAAUUAUGGUUCUUUUGAUAACUUGAUCAAUGUGACCAACAACAAGUUGGCUGGAAUUCAAGGUUCUGGUUGGGCCUUUAUCGUUAAAAAUAAGGAAAACAAUUCAAUUGACGUUGUCCAAACUUACAACCAAGACACUGUCUUGAACAAUUUAACUCCUUUAGUUGCAAUUGAUGCUUGGGAACAUGCCUAUUACUUGCAAUACCGAAAUCAAAAAGUCGACUACUUCAAAGCAAUUUGGAACGUCAUCAACUGGAACGAAGCUGCAAAACGUUACGCUCAAUAA